Molecule: messenger RNA, 1367 nt
Organism: Aethina tumida (small hive beetle)
Lineage: Eukaryota; Metazoa; Arthropoda; Insecta; Coleoptera; Nitidulidae
Gene: Rtca
Product: RNA 3'-terminal phosphate cyclase
Exons: 5
Coding region: 159-1214 (351 amino acids)
Biological process (GO): RNA processing
Cellular component (GO): nucleus
Molecular function (GO): RNA-3'-phosphate cyclase activity
Source: RefSeq, a predicted model, not a curated record
UUAUUGUAAAGUAAAUACAUUUCAGUUCAAUAUAUGUGUUAUUAAAUAUGUCAGUAUGUUAGUAAUAAAAAUAAAAAUAAAAAUUAUUUAAUUUGUGUUGGUGGACAUCCCGAAUGAAAAUUGACAUUUCGAGUCGUGCUGUAUUUUGAAAAGCCGGCAUGAGUUCAGAUUUAAUUGAAAUAGACGGAUCUGUUUUGGAAGGAGGUGGCCAAAUUCUGAGGGUGGCUCUUUCAUUAAGUGCAAUAAGAUGUAUUCCUAUAAGAAUAUCAAAAAUAAGGGCGGGCAGAGGCAAACCAGGCCUAAUGGAACAACAUUUAAAAGGAGUGGAACUAGUCAGAGAUAUUUGCAAUGCGAAAGUCAAGGGAGCUGAAUUAAAUUCUACAGAGUUAGAAUUUCGACCAAAUAAAAUAAGAGGUGGAUCCUUCCAGGCCCAUGUAAGAACUGCGGGGAGUAUAAGUUUGUUAUUGCAAGCUAGUUUGCCCUGUACUUUAUUUUCUCAAGCUAGUACUACAUUAACAUUGCAUGGUGGGACUAAUGCUGAGAUGGCACCCCAAAUUGACUACACUACUGAAGUAUUUAGACCCAUUCUGGAAAAGUUUGGAGCCACAUUUGACUUUGACUUAGUUCGAAGGGGAUAUUUUCCUAAAGGAGGAGGUGAAGUUGUGAUAAAUGUAAAGCCUGUGAAUUGUUUAAAUGGGAUUGAAAUGACAGAGUUUGGAAAUGUAUCAUCAAUAUAUGGGUGGAGCUUUACAGCUGGUUCACUGCCUCUAAAGUUGUCCCAUCUUAUGGCUGAUUCUGCUUGUAAUGUUUUAUCUAGUAUAUUUAGCAAUACACAAAUUGAACGAUACAAAGAGGACAGAAAUAUAGCACCAGACAAUGCUUCAGGAAUAAUUUUAGUUGCAGAAACUUCAACAGGUUGUAUAUUGGGAGCAUCUGCAUUGGGCAAACGAAGUGAGUCACCUGAAGAGACUGGUAAAAGGGCAGCAUCUGAACUCUUGCAUACUAUAAAAAUGGGAGCUUGUGUUGAUAAUUACAGUCAAGACCAAAUUGUAAUAUUAAUGGCAUUAGCAAAAGGUCCAUCAAAAGUCAGAGUAGGAGAAUUAACUAUGCAUACAAAAACAGCAAUGUUUGUAAUUGAAAAGUUGAUGAAUGUACAUUUUGAUGUUAUUCCUUCUGGAUCCACCAAUAUUAUUCAAUGUGCUGGACAAAUCUGAUUUUUGGAUAUGUGUUAUUUAUUGACGUCUUAUCAUCAAUUAAUUUUGAAAUGUUGUGAAAAAUCUAAUUUAUUCAAUUAAUGUUGUAAAUAUCUUAUUAAAACUAAAUGAGCAUAAUAAAGUUUGAAGAUGUUAAUUUCAUACAUUACAUAA